AUCAGGGCCAGACGUAUUCCCUGAUCUGAUCCGAUUGCGCAAUGGAAUAAGGAGGGAGUUGGGCUCAGCUUGUUCUCUAUUCAUCACCCAGGAGCCUGUCUUCCCCCCCUCCCUCCCACUCAGCCAGCCACACCUGGAAGAGCUUAAAGCUCGGCCUGGAGCACACAGAGCCCCACAGCGUCUUCCUGGCCGGCAGCAGCACCACCAUGAAAUCCAGCAGCAGAAGCUUCUGCCUCCUCCUCCUCCUCCUGUCCCUGGUGGGGCUCCUCGCCGCCUCGGCACAGCAGCUGGACACGCCCAGACAGAACCUUACAGUUGCUGCGCAAAAAGCUGGCACGUGUCCUGGCGCAGAGGAGGCGAAGACGAGCAGUGGGAACUGCACAGAAGAGUGCCAGUCGGAUGCCAGCUGCCACGGGGUUGAGAAGUGCUGCUGGACGGGCUGUGGGGCCACUUGCCGAAUCCCAAAUGAUAAGCCAGGCUCCUGCCCAGAAAUUAUCAAUGGAAUCCCAAUGCUGGGCAUCUGCAAAGAUGAGUGCCAAAAGGAUUCAGAUUGCCAAGACACCAAGAAAUGCUGCCAGAAUGGAUGUGGCAAAUGGGCGUGCGCCAUGCCCAAAUACUGAGAUGCAGGCCGGACUCCGUGGAGCAGCUGAGGUGGGAGACUCUCCAGUAGAGCCCAUCAGCCCUAAAGACAUGAUGAUGACAGUGGUCUCCUCCCUGCCCAGCCCCCGCUGCUCUGCUUUCAGCACCUGGUCACUUCUCCACCUCCCACCUGUCGGAGCCCCCCACCCACUUUUGCAGUAAAACCCUCACUUUGCACAGCAGCCCCUGUUCUUGUGGCUUUGCUGUUGCUCUGCCCUUUGGACCACCUGUCCCCCUUGCUUUGUGCAUGCACAGAACGCCUGCCACGUUUUGGAAACGCCAUGAAAGGUGGGGAGGACACAUAAGCACCUCCCAUUCCUUCA
Messenger RNA from Rhineura floridana, 962 nucleotides. Its product is annotated as waprin-Phi1-like. Lineage: Eukaryota; Metazoa; Chordata; Lepidosauria; Squamata; Rhineuridae. Gene Ontology annotation, cellular component: extracellular region. Gene Ontology annotation, biological process: antibacterial humoral response; innate immune response. The transcript is spliced from 4 exons. Gene Ontology annotation, molecular function: peptidase inhibitor activity. The record is from RefSeq and is a predicted model, not a curated record. Bases 207 to 620 code for a protein of 137 amino acids.